UUAGUGUUUAACAGAUGUAUUUUAAAAAUAUUUUUAUUUAUAUGUAAAGUUAACAAUUGUAAUUUAUUUGUUUAUUCUCUAUUUUUUCAGCAACAAAUGAAUCUCGUGAAGGACAUUCUACUAGAUUCUUCUACGGAAACUCACAGACACAAAAAUCUGACGAAAAUUUGACAUUUUCUUCAUCGUCAUCAAAUCCAAAGACUGUGCAGGCUGAACCUCGAAAAGCAGAGAAGAAAACUUUUCGCUCGAGUGGAAUAUUCAGAUUAAAAUCACCAACUAGAUCUCGCGAAGAAAUGUCUAACAGUUCAAUUGGAAAGACUGAAAAUGUGAAAGCUGGAAUUCCGGAGAAACAAUCUUUUACUUUCAGUGAAAGAUUGAGUUUAAAAUCAACAAAUGAAUCUCGUGAAGGACAUUCUACUAGAUUCUUCUACGGAAACUCACAGACACAAAAAUCUGACGAAAAUUUGACAUUUUCUUCAUCGUCAUCAACUCCAAAGACUGUGCAGGCUGAACCUCGAAAAGCAGAGAAGAAAACUUUUCGCUCGAGUGGAAUAUUCAGAUUAAAAUCACCAACCAGAUCUCGCGAAGAAGUGUGUGUCAGUUCGAUUGGAAAGACUGAAGAUCUAAAAUCUGGAAUUCCGGAGAAACAAUUUUUCUCUUGUAGUGAAAGAUUGAGUUUAAAAUUACCAAGUGAUUCUCCUGAAAAGCUGUCACCGUGUUCAGUUAACCGUGUACCAACAGAAACAUCAUUAUCAUUAUCGUCAUCAACUGGACCUGAUUUAAAAAUCACUUCUUCAAAAGUAGAGAAAUCGAAAAAGCAAGAAGCUAAAUUUUCCCAUUCAACAUCAACUUCAAAAAGAGAUGGUGUUGACUCAUCAAUUGAAAGUGGUGCUGGCCCCUCUUCAAAACGAAAGAAAUACAGUGUCGAGAAAUCUACAAUUGGUGUUUCUUCAAACAGAAAAAGAAAGUCAAUUACUUUGGAUAAUGAAAAUAUUGAUAAACCGUUGCAUCAUAAAGUGAGAAGAAGAUUGGAAUUAAUGGGAACAGAAAAGCAUACGGUAAAAGUUUGUUUGGGAAAAUUAUGUAAAUCAGCAAACAUUAAAAAUCGAAUUGAAGAAGAUGCAAAGGUUGUUUCAUCAAUGAUGUAUGAGGCAACAACAAUGGCAUUAUUCGGCCUAUAUGAAGAAACGAAUGUUGAAAAUGUUGAAAAUUGCCCAUCAUUGUUGGAGAAAUGGACCAACAAUGGUCCCGACUUUCUGUCAUUUUUAAUAUCAUUAAAGCAGAAAGUAAAUGCUCAACGUAAAGUAACUGAACAGGAUGCGAAAAUAAAUACAAUGGUCAACGAAUAUAAAGAAUUAAGGAAUGACAUUCCACUUUAUGACGGAGAACAUAGAACGGCAAUAAUUCAGGAGGCAGCUUUAGUGUUGAAUCGAAACUUUAAAACAAAUUUCACGACGCAUGCAGCAUCACGAUUAAGAAGAUAUUUGCAGCUAUUAAUGGAAAUUGAAGACGAAGAAAAAAAUCAUAUGGAAGUAGAUGAAAUUCAAGAAAUUUGUUCAGUUUACCAUAUCGAAAAUGAUAAUGAUGAAAAAAUAAAAAUUAGGAGUUUUAAAAAUAGCAUUAAAAAUGAACAAAGAAAAGAAUUUCAAAAAUCUCGAAAACAAUUUCCAGAUGAAAUGCGAGAAAAAAAAACAUCAGACUACUGCGAUGAAAGAUAUGUUCGACAGGAAAAAUAUCUCAAACAUUGCGAUAAAGUCUAUUAUAAAAAAAGGCCAAGAAGGCGAAGAAAAAAAUCGAAAAAGGAAAAAGAAGAAGAAAAAGAGAAGAAUAAGGAAAAAGAAGAAGAAAAAGAGAAGAAUAAGGAAGAAGAAGAAGAAAAAGAGAAGAAUAAGGAAAAAAAGAAAUUUCGAAAAAGAAGGCCUUCAUUUUAUAAACAAUCUGUUGCUGCUUUAAAUCUCCUGCUGCAAAAAAAUGAAUGUCAAGUGAAAGGAUUCCCUACUGAUUUACUACUGAAAAAGGGUGAUAAUGAUAGAAGAAAAUUGGACUUUACAAAAUUGACAAAAGAUGAAGAAUGGCAUAAAUUUUUGCCAUUUUUCAUUAUGAUUCAACAAGAAUUUCAUGAUAAAAAGAAGAAGAAUUUCACGUUAAUUCCACAAAUUUCAUUAGGCGUGAAGCAUGUGGUUUAUACAAAUACUGCUUUAAAAGAAUUGCAAACGGCAACUGUUAUUCAAGAAAUUAAAGAAAAAAAGGCAAUUUUACAAAAAAAGAAAAGAAAAUCAGGAACGAAUAAGGAUCAUCUUCAAAGAGCAGUUGAUAAGAUGGACGAUGAAAUGAAGCGCUUAAGAGAAAUGAACAAUGAAGAAAGGUGGAAUUCAAUGUUCAACUUUAAAUCAAUCCAAAGAGGUCGAAAAAAAUUAAAGAAUGGUGGUAAAUUUUCUGGUACAAUAACGACAAAUGGUGUGGACGUGUCAGUAAUUUUUGAUUUACCCACAAAACAUGAUGUUGUGCAAUCAAAGAAGAAAGUUGGAAGUUACAAAAAAUUUUGUGGUUUUGAUCCUGGUGCGAGGGCGACUCUGGCUGGCGUCAGUAGGGAAAACGAUCCUAAUCCAACCACUAAUGUAAAAAAGGAUUCAGCUAUUUACAUUGGUAGUUGGAUGAUGAGAUGGCAGAUGGGCGACUACAGAAGAAGAGAAUUAAUGAAGAAAAAAGGUAUAGACAUGCAAAAAUAUUACAAGCAACUUGCUGAGGAUCCAUUGAUGGAAAAUUUUUGCAUGACUAAUCCUCGAGAUCGCCAUCGCAUAACAAAAUAUAGAAUACAUCUUUUACAAAAUUUCCAAUCACUUCAUCAAAAAAGAUCCGUAACGCGUUUACGAAUUGAUCGAUAUUCAGCACAAAAGCGACAAGUUGAUCAACUUGUGAAUUGGAUAGUAGGUGAUACAAAGAAGAAACCCUGUUUCGUUGCUAUCCCUGCUGGAAGUAAAGAGAUACAAAGAGAUUAAAAAAAGGGGAUAAAAAAAGAUUAGAAAAUAUAAUAGUUUGGAGAUGCAAAAUGGAUACUUAAAAGAGAUACAAUUUUUUUAUCUCUUUCUAUAACUUUAUAUUUAUAUAUCUUUUUAUCCCUUCUAAUCUCUUUAUAUACAGUUUUAGAUAUAGAAAUAUAUAGAAAAAAAUAUAUAGAAAGAGAUAAAAAAUUGGGGAUGCAAAGUGGUGAAUUAAAGAAGAUAGAACUUUUCAAUCUCUUUCUUUUCAUACAUUUCUGUCUUCCUCUAUCCAUUUUCACAUCCUUUCUAAUCCAAAGGAAAGUAAAAAAGGAGAUACCCCUUAUAGAAGAAAUCGAUUAAUUUCAAUUAAAAACUUUCUCUAUUGUUGUUAAUUGAGUUUCUUAAUCGUGUUGUUUUAAUUCAUUACGAUUAACUAUAAAAAAUUUGCAAGUAAAUCUUUAAUACAUUUUUAGAAAAGUUUCGAUGCUUUGUGAGUUUAAAACUAAUUUUGGUUGUCUAUUACUGAUAAACAUUUAUUGGUUAAAUAUAUUUACAAUAAACUAUAAAAAUAUGGAAGUUAUAAACUCAAACAAAAACGUACAAUCGCACAGUGCAUAACACACGCUUUCUGAUCUACGGAUCUACUGACCCGACGCCAUGACACAUAACAGCUGGGAAGAUCGACGCAUGCGCGUAUAAGUUUAUGAGUAUGUAUAUAGAAAGGGAUAUACUACAGUAGAUUAGAAGAGAUAAUCUUAUUAUAUCUCCUCAAAUCCCCAUAUUCUUAACUAUCCCUAUCUCUUCUAAAUAAAGUAAUAGGAGAUAGAAUAUGGGAUUGAAAGAAGAUUAAAAGAAUAACAUUCGGAAAAGAAGAAUGAUAAAAAGGAAUAAAAAAGGUUUAUAGUUUUGCAGUCUCGCAUUUCUAUCUUUUUCUAUCUCAAUAAUGGGAAUAAUGGUAAUAAAUAAGUGUUAAUAAGAUCCUACAUAAAAAGCGAUGGAAGGGUAUAAAUAGGAUAUCAAUAGUUAUUAAGAAAAGGUUAUAAAUGUGGAGAAAGAAGAGUAUCGAGAACUUCUGUCAUAAAAAGAGAUAGAAGUUUAUAGACAGGUUAUUAAAAGGUAUUGAGAAUAGGUUAUUAAUAGGUAUAAAGAAUAGUGUCUAUAAGGUCUAACAUUGAAAGAGAUACAAGGAAAUAGACAGGAUUUUAAAAGUAAUAGAGAAAAGGUGAUUGAAAGAAAUAACAAAAAGUUGUAAUAAGAUUGUAUAUAAAAAGAGAUAGAAGGGUUUAAAAUGGCUAUUAAAAGUUAUUCAAAAAAGGUGAUUAAAAGAAAUAGCAAACAAGUUGAUAAAGGUAGGAAUAGAAAGGCAUAAAGAAGUAUAGGUAAGAGAUUAAAAGUUAUACAUUAUUCAUAUCUCUUUCUAUAUUAGCAAUAGAAAGGGAUUAAAAGAGAAAAGGUUUCUAUCUAUUUACUUCCAGCAGGGAUUGGUGGAGCUGAAAUACCUAAUUUUAUCAAGGGAUACACUAAAGCUCCUUUGAAACGUAUUCAACAAACUCUUUUUCAAAGAUCAGAAGAAUUAGGAAAGGAUAAAUUGCAAGUCGUGAAAGUAAAUGAGUUUAAUACAACAAAAAUGUGUAGUCGCUGUGUGAGACCACUUAAAAUAUCCAAGAGUCCCCAUCGAUACACUUAUUGUGCGAAAUGCAAAACAACGUGGGAAAGAGACGUAAAUGCAGGGCGUAAUAUUCUUAAUCUUGCACUUGUUCAAGAGAAAAUCAUACCAAAGGAUUCCAUAAAAAAUCACCAUCUAUUUCGGAUAAAAAAUGAUGACAUUGAACAUGAGGCUGCAGAAUUGCAGAAAUAAUUUUUCCCAUCACUUUCAACAUUCAUUUUUAAAUCACUAAGUAAAUCUCUUAAAGGACAAUGAAAAGGAGGAACCUCGACAACCGGAAAUACAAAUUUCUACGAUGGACAAUAUACUGCUUAAUUGCGGAAAUAAUUUAACAAAACAUUAUUCGGUCCUGGUGGUGAUGGCUUUUUGCCAUUGUACAUACCGGGAGAUCUCUUAUGAGAUCCGAACCAGCCUGUAAAAAGGCAUACCAGGUUUUUUAAGAAAUUAAAAAACAUGCUACUUCUUUUAUUGAUUAUUGUUUGAAUUUUUCAAAUUUUUUAUAAAAACAAAAGCACAUUUGUGUUUUUUUUUAUAAAUUAAAAUAAUCAAUAAUAGGA
This is a messenger RNA of Leptopilina heterotoma, 5204 nucleotides long. RefSeq lists its product as uncharacterized. The record is from RefSeq and is a predicted model, not a curated record. The transcript is spliced from 7 exons. Bases 294 to 2999 code for a protein of 901 amino acids. Lineage: Eukaryota; Metazoa; Arthropoda; Insecta; Hymenoptera; Figitidae.